AUUUAAAGGCAUAUGGAUUAGGGGACCUAGACUUAAAUAUAGUACGACGGAAAGGGCCUGGGAUAAUAUUCCUAAUACAACUAUCGCUUUAAAAGAACUUAAUAAUCAAGAAGACUUUAAUCAAUUUUUAGCCGAGGUUCGAAACCAUCGUCAAUUUCUACUUAAUACCGAAAAUCACGUGUUAAGAUGUUUUGGAAUCACGAGAUCCCCAAACGAUAAUACGGAACUCGCAAAGUGGCUAAAGAAAGAUGCGAAAGAUGCUAAAGAGAGACCCAAACUAAACUCGUAUAUGAUGGUGAUGAUGUGGGCAAAUGAUGGUGACUUAUUCAAUUAUAUUAAGAAAACAUCUAAUGAUGAAAAUUUCACUUGGUAUAAACGGUUAAAAAUAUUAGAAGAAUUAUCAGGUGCCCUCAAAAGUAUCCACGAUAAAGGAGUAAUUCAUCAGGAUCUUCAUUGUGGCAAUAUUUUAAUGAAUGACGAAGACAUAUUUCACUUUCCAGCUAUCGGUGAUUUGGGAUUAUGUGGAAAUUACAAUAAAACAGGAAUUCUAAUUGGCGUAAAAUCUUUUAUUGCACCUGAACAUUUAAAAGAAAAUCCAGAAAAGUUUACAACAGCAUCAGAUAUUUAUAGUUUUGGAAUCAUUAUGUGGAUAAUUGGUUGUUGUAAAUUACCUUACGAAGAAUUCAAGAAUGAUCAAUUCGGAUUAGAAUAUAAUAUAACAGUUGGAGGUUUACGUCCAAAGAUACCAAAAGAUAUUCCAACAACUUAUGCAGAACUUAUGAAAAGAUGUUGGGAUGAUAAUCCAGAAAAACGCCCAAAAGCAUUUGAAUUAAGAAACAUAUUUUCAAUGUGGGAAAAACAAUAUUAUUCGAACCAUAAAGAAUUUUUUAUUGCAGAAAAGGAAAGAUUACAUAAGAUCAAUAAUUCUGGCCUAUAUUGUAAUUUUCUUGAAAAUCAAGAAAUAGAACGUAGUAAACUGAUUCAUAAAAAAGGAAAUAAUGCUUUAUCAUGCAAACCCUUUGAUGAAGUUUCUCUUUCAACGGUUAAUUUUGAAAAUUCGAAUAAUAAUAAUGAAAACGCGAAUCUUUUAUUUCUUUGUUAGAGAAUUGAAUAUCUGUUACCCUUCCAGUAAGAGCGGAAUGAGAAAAAGAUUUGGAGACAGCAGAAUUCACUGCUCCUCCUUCGCCAAGACCUUACUGUAUAUGGAAUAUGAGUUAGUGUAUUGCUAUGAACAAGUAACCGCUAUGGGAGUAUCAUCAUCAGCUUAGCAAAGAAACUGCCACCUGAGGCAACUAUCCCUUUACUUUUCGGAAAUUUUCUAUUGGACAUUUCCUAAAAGUUGCAGGCGGUCCUAUAUAUAGAUAAAUUCCAGAUUGUUUUAUUAUGUAUGUCCAAAUUUGUUUCUCAGUAAAUUACAAAUAGUGUUCACAUUAAAUUUCUCCAUGUAUCCACACCUUUUAUUCGUUUGUAGAGUUUAUCUUAAUUUUUCAGAGAUUCGUUUUCGCAGUAAUGGUUUCUUAU
Messenger RNA from Rhizophagus irregularis DAOM 181602=DAOM 197198, 1521 nucleotides. NCBI's taxonomy places the organism in Eukaryota, Fungi, Glomeromycota, Glomeromycetes, Glomerales, Glomeraceae. The record is from RefSeq and is a predicted model, not a curated record.